Phlebotomus argentipes is the source of this 3300-nucleotide messenger RNA. RefSeq lists its product as uncharacterized. The transcript is spliced from 6 exons. The record is from RefSeq and is a predicted model, not a curated record. Bases 395 to 1351 code for a protein of 318 amino acids. Gene Ontology annotation, molecular function: protein binding. Lineage: Eukaryota; Metazoa; Arthropoda; Insecta; Diptera; Psychodidae.
AGUCGUUGGUCGUAGUCGCAGAAAAUAUCACUAAAGUGCAGGACAUAUAAUUGAGAUCGCAUGAAAAGUGGGUGAAAAGUGAGCCAUAAAACCGACUUUCGCCGUUUCUGGCGUGCCUCUGGGUGUCGAACAAUGGAUUCCGUGGUAGAAAAGUGAGGAAAAUCUGUGGGAAAUUGCGCCGGGGGAACGCAAAGAGGCCGAGAAGCGUUGGUGGUGAAAAAGUGAUAAAAGUGUCUGUGCUCGUGAGGGGUGAAGAAUGUGAAGAAAAUCACCGGGAAAAAUCUUCAGCGCCAUCGGGGGACUUUUCACCAUGCAAACUUCCCGGGUGGUCUUCUUCGCCAAGGGACACGGACAAGUCAAUUGAAGUGUGUGCAGAUGCUGUGAAGCCGCCAGGAUGAUGUGGAUCCCGAAGCCGCCGGACGGAUGCGUCCGCAUGGCAAUCCUGCUGCUCGUCGGCUUCCUCGCUCUCGUGGACGCCACUGAGGGCGCGGAGAAGGAGAAGAAGAGCCAAAUAUAUCACAUGUCAUCGCUCUGCAAGAACCACUACCUUCGCCAGCUAUACCGGAAGAUCGAUGGGGCGCUGUUGUGGUCACAGAACGAACGCAAUCUCGACUGCAUCAUCACAUUCCAGACGGAUUCAAUCCUCCAAAGAUUUAUGCUGCGGUUUGAUAUGCUUCAGCUCGACUGCAAUGAUCAUCUAUAUGUGUACGACAGCGCUCAUGCGGUGGGAAACCACAAGGCCGAUUUGACGUGUCGCAAUACGAAGCAAUCUGUUGGGGCGAUUUUCACGCGCACCAACUUCGUGACACUGAAGUACGUCACGGACAACUGGGGCACUGACACAAAUGGUUUCAAACUGGUCAUCACGGCUAUCAAGGAUCCGAAGCACUCGUGCAAGGACUUCCGGUGCACUCUGCGGGAAUUCUGCAUCCACCCGGAUCUCGUGUGCGACGGCGUGAACAACUGCGCCGACGGCUCGGACGAAGCCAUCGGAUCGCUGUGUCCCAUCAGUGAUCCCUACACCAUCCUCGGGCUCGAACUCACCUGGAUCGUGCUGGUGGCCGUGAGCGGACUGCUCGUGAUCUGUGCCUGCUUUGUGGGCAUCGCCAUCUGCCUGUGCCGGCGCAACACGCGCCCGACAGGCAACCAAUUCGGCAACAGCAUGCAAUUGCACCCGACGAUCGAGUCCAACGGAUCGUCCAAGUACGUGACGGGGUCGACGCUGCCCCGCGAGACCACGUCGCUGCCGUCGGGAAACUGGCGUCACCCUGCGGGACCAUCAGGGUACCUCCGCAUACAACUCAACUUGCUGAUGGCCACAGUCCGUCCCAUUUGCUGCCCGGCAAACUAAGGCAGCUCGGCCAGCCCGACCUGCAGUCGGUCGCUCAGAAGGACGAGUGGUUCGUCUGAGGGCCCGCCGGGCGCUGUCCAAAUGAAGACUGUACGUUUUGGCCAUCACCGCGCAGGGUGUUCCGAGGGGGGUUCGUACCCUAAUCCCUCAUCUUCGCCGCUACUUCCCCAGCGGCAUUAGAUCAAUUUUUGUGCAUUUAGAUGACUUCUCCACUGACCAACUGAGAAGGACAUCAACUCAAAGCCACGGCCCGAAGGGGCCUGCAGUUUGUUGACACAGAAGGAAGAACAAUUAACAAUUAGGAGAAACACAUAUCUCUGAGGAAUGAUGAAACAAUAAUUUUUCUAUACGUGGCAUUUUCCCGGGAGAAUUGCUGAGAAGCUCGAAAAUUGUCUUUCAUUUCCCUAAAAAAAAGAGAAACAGAACACAUUUCAUUGAUUUCUAUCAAUCUUUCUCUAGAAUUAAGCUAAAAAUGAUAUCAUUGCAUCCUUUUGUCACACUCAAAGGGAGCGACUUUUUGGCAAUUUUCUCGCGCGAAAACCAGACUUUUCUAUAUCCUUUCUACAAGCAUCUUAAGAAAAAGCUGUAACUAUCACUUACUCUUCAAUGUCUUUCUCCUCUACAAGAGACAUAAUUAGCAAAUGGAAAUCAGUAAACAAUUAUAGAUGAUAAAGAAGUUAAUUAGAAAUUGGGAUAUUUGAGAAUAUAUGGCAUGGAGUUUUGCAGAAUGCGAGAAAGUGCGUGUUUUGAAGACAGAAUUUGUGCGUUGCGCGAUAUAGUGAGCGAAAGAACGAGAUUGAGAGGCGCAAAACGGCGUUUGUUACAUGAAAUAAUGAUGAGAAUUAAUACGCAGAAGAUAUACUUGACAGAAUUAUAAAUAAUAGUUGAAUAAGACAUGAUUUUUUAUACAAUUAACACUUAAUUACAGAAUAAAAACCUGUAUUUAUAGACAUAUUGAAUUAUAUUGAAGUAAUUAAAUAUAUGAGAAAUAUUUAGGGUGGAAGCAGCAAGAUUAGAUGAAUAAAUAGAAAAUAUUUAAUGAUUAGAUAUUAAUUGAAGGACAGUAAUAUACAGAAAAGAAAAGUGAAAACUUAUUAAAUGGCGAAGAAACAUUACAUUUUCUCAGACAAAAACAUAGUUCUUUGUAUAUGUUAUAGGAAAUUUAACAAAUGCAUCUUAUCGUAUCAAUUUGACAGACAAGUUGUAGAUGUAUAAAAAGGAAGUACUAUGGUCGACAAUAUGUAAAGAAAUCCGCUGACGAGAGAAUCACUGAGAUGAAUUUUAGGGGCGCGUCAAAGGAAAAAUCAGUAGAUUUUCGUGAAAUAGAGAAGAAGAAGAAAAAAAAUCGUGUAGUAGAAAGCAUUCAUUGAAGUAUAAAUUAAUGAUUAUUGAUAAAUAAAAAUUAUAUAUAUUGUCUUUAUAUAUGAAAACCUUUAGGAUGGAUGAGAGAAAACUCUGUAAUUUACUCACAAUCACACGAGAAGGAGCAUUUUUUGAGCAAACUUGUUCAGCUUUUUCAUUUUUCAAGAGUAUCAAACAAAGACAAUACAAUUCUUCGAUUAUUAUUUACUUUCGCAUGCUGAAAUAAGGCAAGAUUAGCGAAAAAAUAGUCAUAUGAAUUAGCUGAAUUCCCUCUCGAGAUCACUCAUUUUCAUAAAUUGGACCUUUUGAAAGCGCACAAGAAACUCCCUUUGUCACUUUUCCAACUCAUUUGCUCAGUGUUCCUGCCCUAAAAUUUUCCCAACUGAAGAGACGCAAUACUAAACUUCUAAUCGCACGGUAGCGUUGAGAGAUUGCAGGUGUAACACUAGAAAUAAGCCGAGAAACUAACAUUGGAUAUCGAGAGGAAUAGAUGUAUGAGGAGAAAAAUAGUUUAAUUGUAUCAUGAGGAUUGAAAAUCUAUGGCUUUUGCUUCAUUGCUGGCAUUUUCUCGAAUAAAUGUGUGAGAG